Molecule: messenger RNA, 1260 nt
Organism: Mollisia scopiformis
Lineage: Eukaryota; Fungi; Ascomycota; Leotiomycetes; Helotiales; Mollisiaceae
Product: aldehyde reductase I
Exons: 2
Coding region: 132-1106 (324 amino acids)
Cellular component (GO): cytosol
Molecular function (GO): aldose reductase (NADPH) activity
Source: RefSeq, a predicted model, not a curated record
AGCAUAGGAUCCACUUCUCACAUAGAUACCCUUCCUUCACUUACCGCCCUUUACGAUCGAACGAAGAAAUAUAUUUCCUUUCCACUCCUGCACGAUUCCUUUCAUACACGACUCGAGAUACCCAAUUCACAAUGGCAGCACCAGCAGUUACCGGCCCAAUCCUCACCCUCAACAAUGGCGUCAAGAUGCCCGCUCUGGGCUUUGGCACGUUCGCCAACGAAGGCAGCAAGGGCGAAACACACAAGGCAGUCGUUCACGCUCUGGAUGCAGGAUACAGACAUCUCGACUGUGCUUGGUUUUACCAGAACGAAGACGAAGUGGGAUCCGGAAUCCGCGAAUUCCUAUCACAAAACCCCUCCGUCAAGAGAGAAGAUAUUUUCAUCACGACAAAAGUAUGGAACCACCUCCACGAGCCCGAGGACGUGGAAUGGAGUUUAAAGAACUCGCUGGAGAAACUGCAAACGCCAUACGUUGACGCAUUCCUGAUCCACUGGCCCAUCGCCUCAGAAAAGAACGCAGACCGGACAGUGAAGAUUGGAGCAGAUGGCAAGUACGUCAUCAACCAAUCUUUAACCAACGACCCCUCCCCCACCUGGUCCGCCAUGGAAAAGCUCUACGCAGCCGGCCUCACCAAAUCCAUCGGCCUCUCGAACUUCACCUCUGCAGGCAUCGCCCAGAUCCUCAAGUUCGCGAAAGUUAAGCCUGCGAUCAACCAAAUCGAAAUCCAUCCCUUCCUGCCACAACAACCAUUAAUCGACUACUGUUUCUCGCAGUCAAUAAUACCAGUAGCGUACUCGCCGCUCGGAAGCCAGGAUCAAGUUCCCGGCACAGGCGAGAAAGUAUCUACGAAUAAAGAGCUGAACAAAGUGGCAGAGAAGAAUGGAUGGAGUCUAGCUCAGGUACUGAUUGCGUGGGGAUUGAAGAGGGGGUAUGCGGUUUUGCCGAAGAGUAGUAACGAGGGGCGGAUCAAGGGGAAUGCGAAAUUGGUGGAGUUGAAUGAGGAGGAUUUUGAGGCGGUUGAUAAGGUGGCGAGUGGGCGGUGGAGUCGAUUUGUGAAUAUGAAGGAUACGUUUGGGUAUGAUGUUUGGCCGGAGGAGAGUAAGUGAGUUGAGCUGAGCUGGUCUCGCGGGAUUUGGAUAGAUAUAGAACUAGAUGCAUAGACUUGGCGUUUCUUGCCUAGAAGUAUCUGCCGUGCUUUCAGUCCUUGGUUCUGUGCUGGUACUUGCUUCACUGCUUUCAUAAGGACUGCCAUGCUCUGAC